Molecule: messenger RNA, 1630 nt
Organism: Prionailurus viverrinus (fishing cat)
Lineage: Eukaryota; Metazoa; Chordata; Mammalia; Carnivora; Felidae
Gene: CENPM
Product: centromere protein M
Exons: 8
Coding region: 5-910 (301 amino acids)
Source: RefSeq, a predicted model, not a curated record
GGUAAUGGUUUUCCCAGCGUCUCUUGGGUCCGGCCUUCCGAAGCAGAGUCUGGGGCAGUUAAGAAGUGCUGUGCAGACAGUACUGGAGCGGGUGCAUUCUGAGCCCUCAACUGGGGCCUGGCGGAGCCCUCUCUCGCUGGUGGGCACGGAAGAUGCUCUUUUGCAGCAGCUGGCCGAUUCGAUGCUCAAGGAGGACUGCGCCUCGGAGCUGAGGGUCCACCUGGCAAGGUCCCUCCCUCUGCCCUCCAGUGUGGAUCGGCCCCGAAUUGACUUGAUCGUGUUUGUGGUCAACCUUCAUAGCAAAUACAGCCUCCGGAACGUGGAGGAAUCCCUGCACCACGUGGACGCCACCUUCUUCCUGGGGAAAGCGGCCUUCCUUGCCACCGGCGCUGGGCGAGAGAGUCACUGCAGUGUCCACCGAAACACGAUCGUGAAGCUGGCCCACACCUACCGAAGUCCUCUGUUCUUCUGUGACCUGGAGGACGCUGAGGCCUGGGGCACACGCGAAGUGCCCGCCCUUCCAGACUUUCCCCACAACAUACCCCAGAAACCCAAGACUUCGAGAGGAGAGGCGACUCGCUCAGUCAUACAGCUACUCUGCUCUCCUCGCUCUGCCAGUGGGGCCCCGCGCUGCUCCCUGAGCACACGAAUGAGUCAGGCAUGGAGCCUGCCCUCUCAGAACCCGGUGAGGCAGAGACUUCUACCCCCGGCGGCUAGACCCAGCAGUCAUGGUGUAGACGUGAAGGACGUGCAGAGACCUGGUGGCCUGGCAUGGGAAGACGCCGUUCCUUCCUAUAGAAGGCUUUCGGGCCACCAUGGCACAGCGCCUGGUACGCAUGCUGCAGAUCUGCGCUGGCCACGUGCCCGGUGUCUCAGCCCUGAACCUGCUGUCCCUGCUGAGGAGCUCUGAGACCCCGGCCCCAGAGGACCUGUAAGGGCUGCUGGCCCCCGAGCCGCCGCUCCCCCCGCCUGGCGACUGGUAGACUUCCGCUGUCGCUGAAGACGGGGUCGGGGCUUGGCGGGCCCUGGCUCAGCGGUCAGAUGCCCGCACGACCCAACUCGUCCCAACUCGUCCGCGCUCCAGCGGGGAGCCCAGCUGGCGGGCCUGCAGCUCUUUCCCUCCCGCAGAGCCCGUGUCUUCACCCACCUGCCCGGAUACAUCGCCACUUCAGGCUCCAUUUGAACAAAGCGUCCACGGCUCAAAACGAUUCAGAAAAACGCUGGCCUCCUCCAUCACCUUGAUUUUGCAGAUGAGGACACGGACUCGGAACAGUGAGGAGGGCCGGGCAGAGGGGGCAUUGCACUCUGUGACCCAAUCCGACCCACAUCCUGGCCUUGCCGUUCUUCAGGAACCUGGUGUUGCCGUUUGGAGCCUCAGUUUCCCCGGGUGCGGAGUGGAGGUCGUCCUGCUGACCUUGUUGCGUUGUGAGGGCUGAGUGAAGUGACCGAGGGGACAAGGCUGUGGUUGUAUUUCUCCCUCCACUUGUUGUGUGCUCUAGGUAUUUCAUAAUCCGUUGUAUCAAGGUGCCAGCCAAGUGCUCAGGGAACAGUAACCAUUGUUUGAAAUCACACAGAACUGGGUUCAAAAGCUGGUGCAAAGCCAGGAAUUAAACCGUUUGUGAACUCCUAA